UUAUGUUUUUUUUGUGUGUAAUGGAGAGAAGAAGCAUUACCGGAAAAAACUGAGUAAUGGAGAAGGAUGACGACGAAUUAACGCAUUAAGAAAGAAAAAAGAUUUAAGUAGAGUAGAGGAGAUUUGAUAGGAAGAGAAGAGAGAGUAGAGAGAGUAGAGAGAGGAGAGUAGCUCCCCAACUCCAAUUUCAAUACACUGGGCUCCACUCACUCAUAUCCCCUCAAUUCUUGCUUCUUCUUCUUCUUCUUCUUGCUUCUUAUCACUGACACUGCCUUGCCUUUUCUUCCUCCAUUGCCGCCGACUCACAUUGAAACUCCUACACAGUCCCCUUCCUCCUUCGCACCUUUCCUCUUUGUUUUUUGCCUCUGUCUCACUCUCCUCUUCCAAAAACAAGUAAACCCUCUCAGCUCCACGCUUAUUAACACUUCUCGUCUUAAUUCUGUGAGCUCUGUUUUCCAGAAAAAUAAAAAAUUAAGCCUUUGUUGCAUAAUCUUUCUGGGUUUUUGUUUAGCUUGAGCUCCUUCCAUUUGGGUACCCUUUAAAAGAGUAAAGUUUCUACCUUUUUGGUGCUUGCUCUCUCUCCCUCUCUCUCACAAAAACCCUAAUUUCAUAUCCUUAUCCAAUUCCAUGUUUUGCUCUGCUCCACUUGCAUUUUCUGCUUCUGUAUUCUCGUUUUCUUUCGUAUAAUCAAGCCGAUUGUGUUGGAAUUCGUAUCCUAAGUAUAAAGUUCUGAUCUUGUCCCCUUCGUAUAGCAAAUGGACGAUAAUGGAUCUGCUCAUAGCUCUAUGUUUGGUGAUCUAUCAACAGAAGAGGUCACAAGCAAGAUCAUUCUCACAGCUAUCAUUGUUCUAUUCAUAGCGGUUCUCUUCGUCCUUAUCCUCCAUCUUUACGCCAAACUCUACUGGUGGAGAAUAGAUCAGCUUCAGCAACAACAGCAGCAACAACAACAACAAGAGCAAGAACAAGAAGAAGACCAAACAUCCUCCACUGCUCCGCCUCUAAUCACUCGCCGCCAAAGACGCCGUUUCAUCUUUGUACCAGGCCAAGAUGCUCAAUCCAACACUGGACUUUCCGCUUUUGAACUCAGUUCCUUACCAAUUGUCUUUUUCAGACAAGAUAGUUGCAAAGAUGGUUUGGAAUGCUCUAUUUGCUUGUCUGAGCUUGUCAAAGGAGACAAAGCAAGGCUGCUUCCAAAGUGUAAUCACAGCUUCCAUGUUGAGUGUAUUGAUAUGUGGUUUCAGUCUCACUCUACUUGUCCCAUUUGUAGAAACACGGUUCUUGGUCCUGAGCAACCUAGCUCAAAGAGAGUAGAACAAGCUCCGGACAAUGCAGAUCAUGCUGACAACCAUGAUGCUUUGUCUCAAAUUUCAACUUCUUCUCCGGAAUUCCCCACCAAUGUCUUGGUAUGGGGUCGCCAAGAUCAGGUUAGUACCGGAAACACCAAUGUUGGGCCCCAAGAAGACGGUGCUGGUAAUGCUGCCUCUCAGAGCCAAGAAGCUGUUGUUAUGGAUAUCAAUGAUUCUUCCAUUAGAAGUCAGAAUGCAUCAUCUUCGUCUUCAUCAGUGAGGUAUAUUGUUGAGGAGGAAGAACCAAAAUCUCCAAUGACAACAAGGUUGAGGUCCCUAAGGAGGUUUCUAAGCAGAGACAAGAGAGUGGCUUGUAGCAAUAGUAGCACUAGUAGCAGCAGCUCCAAUGCUGUUACUUCUGUUGAUCCUUGAAGAUUGUUAAUUUGUUAUUAUUUAGCUGAAGUAAGAUUGCCUAAAGAUGUCAAACUGUGUAUUGGUCUCGGCUCUUUAUUGGCUGUGUUUGAGAGCUUUUCUUUGUAAUCCAAGUAAAUCAUUUAUCUAUUCCCCGGGAAAUUGAAUUUUAAAGCUUCUGUUUACCCA
Camelina sativa (false flax) is the source of this 1886-nucleotide messenger RNA. The record is from RefSeq and is a predicted model, not a curated record. Lineage: Eukaryota; Viridiplantae; Streptophyta; Magnoliopsida; Brassicales; Brassicaceae.